This is a messenger RNA of Echinostoma caproni, 258 nucleotides long. The record is from the annotation of a GenBank genome assembly. NCBI's taxonomy places the organism in Eukaryota, Metazoa, Platyhelminthes, Trematoda, Plagiorchiida, Echinostomatidae.
AUGGCAGACCCCAGAGCACUGCUUUUCAUCCGCGAUAGGGAAGAGCAAGGUGACCUGAAAGGCCAUCAUCAAGGUAACCGCCGUAAAGGCCUCUCCGGAACCGUUUCCUCCUCAGAAACCGGAACACCAAUGCAAGCCAAGCUACGCAGCGGUGGUCUCCUCGACUCCCUUGAGGUCGGAACUGUUGGUACCGGCAGGACCAAAACCGUUAAAGAAGCUCGGAAGCAAGGGGAGACCCCGCAAUCACCCAAGGGCUAG